Messenger RNA from Gorilla gorilla gorilla (western lowland gorilla), 2930 nucleotides. It is a transcript of the gene LCNL1, whose product is annotated as lipocalin like 1. Gene Ontology annotation, molecular function: small molecule binding. Lineage: Eukaryota; Metazoa; Chordata; Mammalia; Primates; Hominidae. The record is from RefSeq and is a predicted model, not a curated record.
GAGGGGGUGUCCCUCACUGUCUCCCACCCACCCCACACAGUCGUGUGCCCCUGCCCCACAGCCCCACACGUCCAGCCAUACCCCCUCAGCUGCCACUGCCACCAGGCCGGUGCUGAGCUGGGGGGUCAGUGACUCAUCUAAUCCCUUAGGCAGGUGCCCUGCACCCCCAACCCCAGCCUGUCACCCCCUCAGCAGGAGAGGCCUGAGGCUCGAGGCCCCAGAGGAGCUUUGGACCUGUUGGGUAUCUUGAGGUGUGGGAUUAACGCACUGAGAUUGGGCAGAGAUAAGGGUUUCAGGGGACAAAAAGAAACAUUUGUUUGAAACAUGCCAGAGUGUCUCCACCCCGCAUCAGGACAGACUGACGGAGUGGGCUGGGGACAGGCUACCCCAUAUCCCUUCUGGCGCCCUGAGCGCCCCCUGCCCUCUGACCUGGGCCUCCAGAUCACAGCCUUGUCCACUCACCAGAGCCCUGGCACCACGGCCACACCAUGCCCGGCCAGUGCCCUGCCCAACCCUGCUCCCUUCCAGAUUCCCACCCAGGCAGCCAUUCUCAGGUACACAAUGUGCAGGACUCACUGUGACCUGCCCACCAGGCCCCCCACGAGGCAGACCCUGCAGAGGCACCAAGCAUUUUGAGGCUUGGAGGUGAGGGUGAGCUUCUGGGUGGCCUUCCCGGAGAAGGGGGCUUAGGGCUGUGCCUGAGCUCAAGGUAGGGGGGAUUCCAACAUCCCAGAGGGGCUGCAGAAGGCCGAAGAGGCAGGAUGGGUGAGCAGCAGGCCCCCUAGCCCAGAGGCCCGUCAGAACUACCCUCAGCUGCCAGGCAUCCGGCCCCACCCCGGAGGAAAGGCAACGGAUGGCUGGGGUUGGGUGGAGGGAGCCAGGCCAGAGCGCUGCAGGGUGCAACUUGAUCAGAAGCCUGUCACAGUGGGUGCAGUCCCAGGCCAGCCGCCCCAGGGCACCUCAGGGGCGUAAAGCCUACAGAGGAGCCACCUCAGCUCUGCCCUGCUCCCGUGUCCGGAGGAGACGCCAUCUUGCUGCACGAUGCUUCGGGCUCUGCUGAUCAGUUCCCUCCUUGCCCUGCUCUGGGCGUCCCCAGGCCAGGCCCAGGUCCCCAUCCAGGCCAACUUUGAUGCCAGCCAGGUGUGCCCAGCCCUGUUUCCUCCUCAUCUCCAAUGAGUCCUCCCGGCUUUGGUGCUGCACCCCGGGUCCCUGUCCACACCCUCUUUGAUCCAGGCUCAGCAGGGCUAGGGGCAGGGGAAACCCCCACCUCACCUGCUCCGUCUGACUGGAGUAGGGGUUGGCUGGGGAAGACUGCAGCCUCCAUCCUACCUUUUCAGUUGCAUCCCCCAACACUCCCCAGGGCCCAAAAUUGGGGCAAGUUGCAGUUGCCUGUGCCUCACUGUCCCCCACCCACCCCACAUAGACCUGUGACCUUGCCACAGCCCCACCCAUCCAGCCGUACCCCCUGGGUGCCAGCUGCAGACAGGCCAGUGCUGGGCUGGUGAGGGCCAGUUGCUCAUGUACUGAGGCCCCCCUCCCUCAGUUCUGCAUCGGGGUCGAGAUGUGUACAGCAGCCCCUGCCCUGGCCAGGAAGCAGCUGUGUCGGGGCAGAAUGUGGUGGGCUCAGGCCCAGGGCACAGGGGCGGCCUCCCAGCCUUCCCUGCACUUGCCCUGCAGUUCCAGGGCACCUGGUACAUGGUCGGGGUGGUGUCAGAUGACCAGGACUUCCUGGACUCCAAGGACACCAUGAAGAUGGCUGUGGUCUUAGUGACCCCCUUGGGGAACGGUGACCUGGCCCUCAAGUUUGGAUACCCCACGCCCGAUGGCGGGUGCCAGAAAAUGGACACGACCUUCACCAAGGGUGCUACUGUACAGGGGCAGUUCAGCAACCCAGCCAUGGCCCUGACUGACAUCCGAGUGGCCUUCUCCGACUACCAGCACUUUGCCUUGCUGUACUUGGAGACGCGGAAAGGGGGCCUGCGGAACCAGUGGCUGCAGCUCUACGGUGGGCGGGCUGCGGGGCGGAGACCCAGACACCCCCGCUUCGGGUUUGGGAUGUCACCCCUGUGCCUGCACCAGCCCGUUCUGCACGCGGAAGGCGGAACCGCUGGCUCCUGGUGUCUGUGGCCGCGGGUCCCGCCCCUCCCUGCCCCUCUGGCCCCUCCCUGCCCCUCUCUCCCUCUCUUCGCCCCUCCAGCCCCUUGCCUUUAGCUUACCCGCCCUCCCCACCUUCAGCUCGAGCGCCCGAGCUGUUUCCCGAAGGCGCCCAGAAGAUGCAGCUACUGGCGCCCCAAGUGGGCCUGAGCCCCAGCCAGGGCGUCCUGCUGCCGAAGUCGGGUGAGCGGUGCCGGCAGCCCUGCUGGGAGGGCCAGGCCCCGGGUCACAUCCCUGCUGGGAGGGCCAGGCCCUGGUCACUCCACUGAUCUCAGAUUCGGGACAGAAGUGCCCGGGGCACACCCAGCUUGUCUGGGUCGGGGGAGGGCGAGACGUUGCCCAGGCCAGUGUUCCCAGGAGGAGAUCGCCUUGGGGCAGGUCGGGGGCCUCCGUCCCAGGGAAGGGGGCGCGGGGUGGCGCCUCAGGCCCGAUCUCUCUGCAGACCAGUGUGCGGGCGCGCGGAGCCGCGGACCAUGGGCCCUCCCAGCUCGGUGGGCUGCACCGCGGGGCCCUCUACCUUCGGGGCAGCUAGGGACGACAGCGGGGGUGAUGGGGCCCCCCGGGCGGAUCCGAGCCGCAGCAGCCUGGGGAACCGCGGGGCUGCGCGUCGGGACGAGGCGGAGGCAGGGGACGCCCCCCACCUGCUCCUUGUUUUGCAGUGAGGGGUCCAGCCCCUGAGUGCCCGCAGGGGUCAGCUGCUCCGUGCGCCCAGCCCUCCCCAAAGAGCCCCCUCCCUCCACACCCUGGCCCCAAGCGCAAUAAACACCCUGAAUGCC